Molecule: messenger RNA, 6077 nt
Organism: Boleophthalmus pectinirostris (great blue-spotted mudskipper)
Lineage: Eukaryota; Metazoa; Chordata; Actinopteri; Gobiiformes; Gobiidae
Gene: rlf
Product: RLF zinc finger
Exons: 9
Coding region: 202-5673 (1823 amino acids)
Biological process (GO): regulation of transcription by RNA polymerase II
Cellular component (GO): nucleus
Molecular function (GO): DNA binding; DNA-binding transcription factor activity, RNA polymerase II-specific
Source: RefSeq, a predicted model, not a curated record
CUGAUCCAGGUCCUUGGUCCGUCUCUUGGUCUUCCAUGUUUUUGCAAUGUGUUUCUUUUUGUCACUCUUGUGGUUUCCGAUUUGUCUGGACUUCACCAUCCUAGAUACAAUACAAUACAGCUGGUUAUCACAGUGGGCCAGUCCAUGGUGAGCACACAGGAACAGGGAGAUAGCCUGGACUUGUGUUAGUUCCGAGCGCACAUGAAGGCGGCGCCAGGCUGCUCUCCUCUCUCCUCUCCUGCAUACGCGCCGCGCUCCAGAGCGAAGAUGGCGGAGAAUAAUGUCGACCCAGAGCCCGAGUGGAUCGAGCGGGCCUUCGAUUCGGCGGAGGACACUCUGGUGGCGAUGGAGAACCUGCUGGCCACGCUGAGGGCCUUCGAGGACGUUCUCAGGCAGCAGGACAUUUCCAUAGCAUCUUCCAUUGAGUAUUGCGACAACUUCUGCCAGGCACUGAUGCACUAUGCUGGCAGCAGAAACUCCAUGGAUCAUGGACUACCUCUUCUGGAAGUAUAUUGUCUUUCCAUUAACUGCUUUGCUUCGGCCAGGUCCCAUCUCACGGCAGAGUCGGAUAAAGUGGAACUUGUCUUAAAAAGAUUGGCUUUGAGCUGCUUUGAACUUUUUCUGUCAGUGCCUGAAAAUGAGAUCCCGUAUGAAGCAUGGCUUCAGUUCCACCAGUCUGUUCUGCUCGCCCAUGGUAUGCUGUUGGAAUAUGGCAGCACAGAUUUACAAGCACUUGUCCAGAUCACUGGAGAAGGAGGUGCCUGGAGUAACCCUGUUCUUACUUCACUGCUCACAGGGCAGCCCACCAACACAGAAGAAGUGGAUGCAUACAUUUGUUUGGAGGGGGAAGGCUUCAUGGAAAUGCGAGUCAAGCACUUGGAGAAAAUUGGUGAAGUGGCCAAAGCUGUAGUCCUUGCCAAAGCAUGUGUUGAAUGCAACUUUAUUUCAAACAAAUGCACCUUUCGUCAAACCUACGUCUCGCUACUUUGUCACCUUCUGCCCAGUGAGGAAGCUAUAUCUGAGAUCUCCAGGCUUGACUGCAAGGACGUACUGGAGAUUACGUGUAAUCUUGAGACUGAAGGAGAUGAGAACACAGCGUUCAUUUUGUGCACGACCUUCCUAACACAGCAACUGCAGCAACAGAAUCUUUACUGCUCCUGGGAGCUGAUUCUCCUAUGGAGCAAGCUUCAGAGAAGGCUUGAUCCCACAUUGCUGUCAUUUCUGGAACGAUGCCUUCAGCUUGGUGCCAUUGCCAAAACAGUAUAUCAUUUACUUUACCUGGUCAGAGUUAUUCAAACAGAGGUGGAGGAUCUGGGUGUAGCACCAUCAGUUGAAUUGUGUGUUAAAGCUCUUCAGUUGCCAAAGCAAGAUGAUUCAAACACACGGAUCUCUGUCUGCAAAACAGUAUCCUGCCUUCUGGCAGAUGAUCUUGAAGUGUGCCGUGCCUGUCAGCUUACGGAGUUCCUGCUCAGCCCCUGUCAAGAAGUCUUCCGGACCCUCGAGGAGCUCUACCUGCGCCCGGAUCAGAAAAAUGACCAGGAGAAUAUGGUCAUUCCAAACUCACUGCGUUGUGAGCUGCUGUUAGCACUUAAAUCAUAUUGGCCUUUUGAUCCAGAAUUUUGGGACUGGAAAACUCUCAAGCAUCAAUGUAUUUCUCUUCUUGGUCUAAAACCAGAAUCAGAAGAAGAAGAAGAAGUAGAUGAUGGGUCAGCGUCACAAGAAAAGUGUAAAUUAAUAGAGUUUGAGGGGGCCUCAGAAGAUUUGGGGAGUCCAAACCGGUUGAAUGGUGUACCUAAAUUAAAUGAAAAGAACAAUUCUAACUCUAGUUUAUCAGAAAAGCAAUAUCAUUCAAAGACAAAAAAGGGCAAGUUUCGAUGUCAAAUUUGUAAAAGGUCCAUCACUGAUGCUCAACUUGUCCACCAUUCAAAAAGACAUUCAUUAGAGCGCAUACAUCCUUGUCCCAUUUGCUUACAAAGGUUUAAUAGCAGAAAACAACUGGUUCCUCAUUUAAACCAUCACAUAGACACUACUGUUUCUUUGAAUAAAUCCAGUGUGAAAGCAGAGCAGGAGGAGAAGCAUAGUGAGGAAGAUGAGGACACGGAGCCAGGGGAGAUCCCUGUAGACCCUUCUUUAAUGAUGUACUACAAAUCCACACAUGACCCUGAUGUGUUGGAGCACAUCGUUCAGCAAGUGAAUAGUCCAAAGAAGCAUGUGGACAGUGAUGAACAUGUCACAUUUGAUUACAUAUACAGACACUACAAUCUACAAAAUAGAGAUGAGUACCCAUGCCCCGGAACCAACUGUUCCAGGGUUUUUAAACAUUCAAAGUACCUGAAUGUCCAUUUAAAAUCUGAACACAGAGGCGAUGAGAAUGUGAAGUAUUUUCAUAAAAUGAAAGACAAACGGGAGAAGUGUGCGUUUUGUAGGAAACAUUUAAUGUCAAACUACCACUACAGGAAACACCGCAAAGCCCACUGUGGAGAUCAGCCACACAAAUGUCUGGUUGUGGGGUGUGGAGCACAGUUUGUGACUUCAAGUGAACUCUUUUUACACAAACAGACACAUGGCUAUCAACUGAACUAUCAGUGUGAGCUCAAAGGUUGUUAUGUCACUUUCUCUGACUUGGGGCAGCUCUACCAUCAUGAGGCACAGCAUUUCCGUGACGCAGCAUUUACGUGUACAGCCCCAAAAUGUAAAAAGUAUUAUUUCUCUAAAUCAGCUUUUACUGAACAUUUAGCCACACAUAACAUACACUUUUCAGAGCAGGACUUUGAAGCCCAGAGAAAAGCCAAAAGAAAACAGUUAAAGUCUUCUAUAAAUGAUUCAUUGACCAGUCAAAUUUGCACUGAUUACACACAGUCCAUAAAUGGAGACCUCAACACUUCUGCUUGCACCUCUCCAUCAGAAAGCAGGGAGGCUAAAACUACCUUGGUUGCUGUUUGUUUUGAUGGAAGCAAAUUUACAUGUGGAUUUGAGAAAUGUGGCAUGACUUUUUCCAGAGCCCGAGAUGUUCAGAGACACCUGAAAUGUGCCCAUCCAGAACACCUUAAACUGGAGAACAAAGAGCAUAAACACGACCGAGAACGAGGCUUCAAAUCCAAAGGAGUAAAACAUGAAAACAAAGGAAGCACUAACAAAGGACAGAAUGAACUCAAAAUGCCCUGCCUGUCCAAAAAGAAUAGAAAAGAAAAGAGAAUGUCUUCUCAAAACAAACAUUCAGAGUCAGGUGUAUUACAUGAAGCUUUGAAAGAAAUUAUUAAUGGACUCUGUAAACUGGACAUAAAUUGCCCCUCGUCUCACGGUGAACCUCCAGAGCUUACUCCAGAAACCCAACUAUCGGAGAAGCCAGUUGUUCAAAAGAGGUCUCACCCCGAUAGAGAAAGGAAUAGUACCUUAAGGUCCACACCGGAUGCAAAUGUUUGUCAAGAAUCACGCGCCAACGACAGGCCUCAUGCAUGUAAAAUUUGUGAGUAUAGAGGAACUAAAAAAUAUAACUUAAUGCGCCACUACAUCAGACAUGGUUAUACUCGAGAACAGGCUACAAAAUUGUCUUCGCCGUAUUCUUGCCAAUUUUGCCCUAAAAGUUACAAUGAAAAAGAUUUAUUAAGGGAUCACUACAUUCAAAUACAUGAUCUAGAUGAAAUAUUGGUGAAUGAAAUCAUUUGUGGGUUCGGUGAUGAGGAAAGCAAACCAACCAACUCUCCAUCUAAGGCAUCUCUGUGCUCCUCAAGUCCAAAAAGCAAGGAGAUCAAACCAUUACUGCAGCCGGAAACUGAGAUGAAGCAGGAUGACAAUCACCCAUCUGAGAAGGAACAGCACAGUGUGGAGAAGGAGGAAAGUGAAGCUGGGGAGAUGCAUCACGGCAGAGCUAAACGGUUGGUGUCAAAAAGUAACCUCUGCUAUAUUCUGGAUAAAUUCAGCAAACCUUUUCAUUGUGUGGCAAAAAACUGUGAUGCUGCUUUUUCUGCCCAAGGAGGGCUUGUGCGUCACCUUCAAAUGGUCCAUCAUUACAACCGAUCUCAGCUUCUACUGGAAAAUGAAUGUGAUGAGCAAAGUUCUGAUUUGAAAAAAGAACAUUCCAAAAAAAGGUCUGCUCCAAUUUCAGACGAACCUCAGCCACAAUACAAAUGUCACUUUGCCAACUGUCACGUCUCCUACCAUCUUAAAAGCAGCUUGGCUCGUCACACUAGAGACUGCCACUCACAGCCAGAAGUCAUAUCCAAAUAUGACGGUCAUACAAGUGCAGCCAGCCAUGAUGGUGAGCUGAAGAAACAUGUUUAUUAUAACCACUGUGAAUAUUACAAUUCACUUGUUGUGCGCUUGCAAAGCACUCGCAAAAACUCUGUUACUGGAUGUCAGAAGAAACUUAUAGUCCCAAGUCAAAGUCCUCCAAGGGAAGAACCUGAUUUAGCUAACACUCAAAAUGGUCAGUCAAGUCCAGAGCCAAAUCAAAAUGAACAAGAGGAAAAUACAUCAAAAACAAGCUAUGGCCCUGUGCGUUUUGUCUUCAAAUCACAUGAAGAGGCAUUACAAAUGUGCCAAGAUCGUUGUCUUCCUGAGGCCUAUCCCUGCCUGGUUCAGGACUGUGAUACUGUAGUUGGAUACCGGCGAAGCCUACGCCGGCACUACCUACAAGUGCACCAUAUGGGCACAACCUUUUUUGAAAAUGGAGAAAAGGAGCUUAUUUUAAAUGCAGAGCAACUAGAGGAGAUGAUUCAGAGAAAGUCUGUAAGACCCACAAGAGCAUCUAGUCCUAAUGGAGUUCGCAAAAUGGAGUACCAGACAGAGCCAGAAAACCCAGGAGGGCAGUCUACACCCAUGAGCUUACACUGCAUCAAAGCUGGGACUCCAGAUGAGACCCACCCAGACCCACUGGGAUUCCCUGAGGAAGUAGAGGAGGAGCAGCCAUCUGUUGAGAGGAACAGUAUGCUUGUAGGUGCAGACGACGUGCUCUAUGGAGAGCCUAGCACUGACGGACACACUGAAGAAGCUACACCUGUCACACAGAACAGUCAAAAACCACAGGAGCGGCUGAGCCUGGAGCAGAUCAAACCAUUUUUGCGUCCAGUAACCGUAGAUCUAUCACCUCCAAGUUCACUGCGCUUUAUUACAGAGAAGGGCUUUGUAGAUCUGUCAAACAACAAAGCUAAAGAAAUGAUAAAGGAGAAACUAAAGAACCGAACACUUUCUGUGUCCAUUCCACGUAUUCGUGAGCCCUUAAAAAGGAAAAAUGAUUUAUCUGAACAGCCAUCAAAUGUAAUGGAUGCCCCUCACAAGCAUAGUGACAUAACUGCAUACAAGCCUGUGCGCUUUGAGUCUUCAUUUUUGAAAUUCAUCCAAGAGACUGUGCCAAAAGAAAAAACUGUGACGUCUUCCAGGCGACAGAACUCCUUCAGACGCAGUUGUUCAGUGAAAGAAAACAACCAGUUGGGCAUUGCUCACACACGCAAACGUACCCAUUCCCCUUUGCUGAAACCCCAUGCUGUCUCUGGGGACACUUCAAACUUGAAAUCCAUCUUGGACAAAGCACUGGCUGGGUGUGGGGACCUGGCCAUUAAACAACUGCAGUACCUUAGGCCUGUGGUGGUUCUGGGCAGACCUGUAUGCUCCACUACCCUGUCUAAUUUUUUUCCUACAGACACAAAUAAGAGUAAACUGCUUCUUGGAAGUUAAGAUACAUUAGCACCUUUUUAUAAGAGCUUUGCAAAUGCCUUUGCGGCUUCAUAAGUAUUUUUUCUGGACAAUGUGUUAACUUUUUACUAGACAAAAAAUUACUUAACAUCAAAUCAAAAGACUGUUUCUUAUUUUGAUAUGUUAAAUUAUUACUGACAAAGCUGUUGUAUACAAGUUUUGACACAGAUACUUGAAUAUGUAUCAAAGCAUUGUGUGGUAUUGAAUGAGUGUGCAUACAGAGAAAGUGUACAGACUUUGCUGUUGGUCAGGCAGCUGCAGUGACCCUUAAGACUAUUAAGCUUUGUUCUUUAUCACCUCAGUUAGGAUUCUGUCAGUGUUGGGAGUGCUGUGGACUAAUAUUGCCAGAUGUGUAUGCAACUAUUUUAAUAAAGUGUGAAAAAGUG